Molecule: messenger RNA, 1725 nt
Organism: Hibiscus syriacus
Lineage: Eukaryota; Viridiplantae; Streptophyta; Magnoliopsida; Malvales; Malvaceae
Exons: 2
Coding region: 225-1574 (449 amino acids)
Source: RefSeq, a predicted model, not a curated record
AAAUCCAAUUCGAGAGAUCGCAUCUAGCAAAUCGGACGAGUAGCUCGACUCUGCGUAAAUUAAGCAUAUUUCAAAGCUCUAUGGUAUUGCCCGACUUCAGUUGCAAACUUCUAGCUUUCUAUCUCUUUCAGUUUCAGGCUGGAAAAAGUAACUCUUACAUUUUCUUAUGAAGUUCUCCAGCGAUGAUAAUUAACUACAGAUUGGGGGGUUGGAUUUCGGACUAGAUGGAUGAUUCGGGUCUGAGAGGCGGGUUUUUAUCAGGUCCGAGACAAGGGCUGUUCGAUAUUGAGUCAUCCAUUCACAGAGAUCAACAACCCCAGUUGGGUCAACCUUCCAUGGUGCCAAACAAUCAUAUGUUCAUGAUGACUGACCUUGAAAACUCGAACCAUACCAUUGGAUUAAUGGAGGCAAAAGGCUUGAACUGGAAAGGCUUUUCGACGAAUGUCGUUAAAGUGAAGGGAGUUGGUCCCAUUAUUUCUAUGACGGAUGGAAGCAUGAGUGAAGAAGACGAGCCAAAUUACAAUGAAGAUGGAAAUGGUGAGAAUUCCAAUGGGGGUAAAUGCAAGGAUGGAUGGCCAUGGAAGAGAAUGAAAUGGACCGAUAAUGUGGUUAGGCUUCUAAUUGCUGUUGUUUCUUGUGUGGGAGAUGAUGGUAUGAUUGAGGGUGCAGAAGGACUUAAACGAAAAUCGGGGUUUCUGCAAAAGAAGGGUAAGUGGAAAACAGUAUCAAAAAUAAUGAUCAGUAAAGGUUCUCAUGUUUCACCUCAACAAUGUGAGGAUAAAUUUAAUGACAUGAACAAGAGAUAUAAGAAAUUGAAUGAUAUUCUUGGGAGAGGAACUAGUUGUAGAGUGGUUGAGAAUCCUUCUCUAAUGGACUCGAUGCCUCACCUCUCGCGUAAGGCCAAGGAAGACGUGAAGAAGAUUUUGAGCUCGAAACAUUUAUUUUACCAAGAAAUGUGUGCUUACCAUAAUGGACAGAGUAUACCCAAUUGCCAGGAUCUUGAUCUCCAGGGAUGCAUACUUCCUAAGAGAUGCUUGAAAGACAAUAACAGGUCUGAGGAGGAAGAAGAUGACAGUGAGGAUAAUGAUGAUGAAAUGGACAAUGAAGAUGAUAAUAAUGCUAUUUGUGGGGAAAGGAUCCAUGAGCUCAAUGAGAGGAAGAAAGCAAGUGCAGAGGAAGGUCAUUUCCAACCGCAAUGUGCUGGCCAUGACAAUUUUGAUUUAGAGAUAGGAGUAUUUCAAGACUCUACAAGGUCAUCAUUUGUGCGAAAGGAUUGGAUCAAGAGACAGAUGCUGCAACUUCACGAGGAACGGGUGAAGUUACAGUCGGAAGCUGUUGAGCUUGAAAAACAACGACUUAAAUGGCUGAGGUACUGUGAUAAGAAAGAUCGAGAACUACAGAGGUUAAGGCUGGAGAACGAGAGGACGGCACUUGAGAAUAAACAGAGUAUAUUGCAACUUAGGCAAAAAGAACUUGAAAUAGGUUAUAGGAGGUCUGAUUCAUCCUUAGAACCCACUUCACACGGCAUUGAUAGACUGCAAGGCGAGGGUCAGAUUGAUAUGUGCAACCAUUAGUAUCUCUUAUCACAUUUAAAUCCAUUUGGCAGUAAGACUUGGCUAAGGCAUACAAGGUAGACUUCCACUUCCUCUUUAGCCAUGUAAAUAUAAAGAAGCAUGCUAUUCUUGUGAGGUAAUCCACUCUGAGAUGAAAUGAUAAAUAAAUGUA